AUGGAUAAGACUGCUUUUCGAACGAUUUCAAUUCAUGAGUUCAAAACUUGGUCGAAAAAGUUUGGAUGUGGAGACGAUUUGCAGGAAGACAAAGAGCGAGCUGGCCGACCAUCGUUAGUUGAUCACAAAGGUUUGAUAGAAGCAGUUGAAAGAGAUCGACAUCAACCUCUGAGAGAGAUCGAUAAGAAUGUUGGCGUGUUCCCA
This is a messenger RNA of Ostertagia ostertagi, 204 nucleotides long. Lineage: Eukaryota; Metazoa; Nematoda; Chromadorea; Rhabditida; Trichostrongylidae. The record is from the annotation of a GenBank genome assembly.